CAAAGAAGGAAUAAGGAAACUGUUCUAAAUAAAGAAACUAAGAUGUCGCCCAGAGCUACCUCAGAUCCAGAAAUUAUCAGCGAAUCUGACAGAUUUCCUCGCGACUAGAAGACCCAAAGAAAACGAAAGAAGCAAUAUUUUGAUUACUCGCAAUAUAUAAAGGCUCCAGCGGAAAGCAAUGUCUCAAUUUUCUAGGCAGAGAAACUCUCAUAAUCUCACAGAGUUUGUACUGGAAAGUAGAAGACGAUUUCAAUGGAGGUAGACCUGCAAAAACUCCGGCUCCUGCAGUCCUUCUCUGUCCUCUUUCUCUCCCAUUAGUCUUUCUGGUCUGAUUGCUUCCGUCUUCCCAUUUUAACAUGUCACUGCAGGCGAGUGUCAUGAAGGUGAAAGUCCAUUGUUGCAGAUCAUGCCAAAGGAAGGCCAAGAAGAUCUUGGAGCAAGCACCUGGAGUGCAAGCCGUACGCAUGGACAAAAGCGAAGGUUUGCUCACCGUCACAGGCGACGUAGAGCCUCUCCUGCUGAUCGAGACGGUGGAGGAGGAGGUCAGGAAGAGGGUGGAGCUCUGGUCUUUCCGAAGGUACCCCGCGCGCAGUAAUACUGAAGAAGGCAGAGGCAAUGCUGGCGCGACCAAAGGUAAUACUGAAGCAGGCAGCGGCGGUGACGGCGCUCCCAAAGAGGCGAACUUGCGUGGGGCGAGAGAUGGGAAGAAGGCUGCUUGCAGGAGGAGAGCCGAUAGAGAAAGGGCAGGGCAUGCCGACCCUGCCUCGGCAGGCCUGCGCUGGCCGGGACCGGCAGGGCAUCAUCCUGUGGCUGGGCCUUGCCAGCAUCACGGGGAUCCGGUGCGGCCUCUUUUCUGGGGUCCGCACGGGCCGCCUCCUCCCGCGUGCUAUGGGCCGCCUCUGUUCCCACCGCCUUACCCUUGGUACUAUCCCAUGCCUCCGCCUCCGAUGCAGCCACCACCGCCAUAUUGCUACCACCAUGAAUCGCGGCGACCAAAACAAUGAUCGGCUACGACAGACAUGUUGAAAUCCGCCAGGAUUGCGUAAUACCGUUGCUGAAACUUGUUUAGGUUCUUGAAGGACUAGCUAUUUAGAUUGGUGAACCACCGAUGCUGAUGAGCCAUGGUUUUGGACAAAUUUUAUUCUGGCAAUUCCU
Rhodamnia argentea is the source of this 1155-nucleotide messenger RNA. RefSeq names its product heavy metal-associated isoprenylated plant protein 36-like. Gene Ontology annotation, molecular function: metal ion binding. NCBI's taxonomy places the organism in Eukaryota, Viridiplantae, Streptophyta, Magnoliopsida, Myrtales, Myrtaceae. The record is from RefSeq and is a predicted model, not a curated record. The transcript is spliced from 2 exons. The coding region runs from base 357 to 1004 and encodes 215 amino acids.